CUUGUCGCCGCCGCUUCUACAACACACACUUGUCUGGACAUGUCGUUGCUGGUCUGUGCGUGGCUUGUGCUCGCAGUGGCUUUGCUUCCAGGCGUGGUGGAGGCGGCUUGCCCGCCUGCAAUUACUAUUACGCAGCCGUCUGACUUUUCCUACAUCACCUCGCUCUGCUCUGACAACGCCAACAUACUUCGGAUCCGGUGUCCGACGUGUACAGACUUGAGUGGUCUCCCUAACCCGUUCUCGGCGACGGAUAUUGAGGUCGACUGCGAGGGCGUCAGCAACCUUACUUCGCUGGCCGGACUGGAGCGUGCCACCGGCGGUCCGUACUACACCUCCAUCGCCAGCUGUCCAGGAAUCACUGACCUGUCUCCGCUGGCGGGCAUGUUUGUUUGGGAAUUGGUUUUGAGCGAUUUGCCAAGUGUGACGACUUUGAGCGGACUGGAGACAAUGUCGUGGGAUUAUCCAGCCUACUUUAGCGCUUCUUUUCUGCCUAAGCUCGAAGAUGUCUCUGCCUUGCGCUUCGAUCUUCUCACCGACAUUGACGAAAUUUACUUUCAGGACCUGCCCAUGCUUACUGAGGCAGACUUGGUGUACUUGAACAAUGCAAGUGCCACAGCUAUUGAGAUCGUGCGCCUGAUCGGAGCUCCGGACUUUCGCUUCGAUCCGCCUCGCCCCUUUAGUGUUUCUCCCGGCGCCGACAUGUGCAGUUACGAUGGACAGCCUCCUCAGGCAUUUCUGGAUUUGUACGGAGCUGUGUCAAUCUCUGGCUUGCCCAUCACACGCAACUAUUGCCCACUAGUCUCGGUCGCCACCAAUGGCAAAAACCUGCAUGGCAAGAACUUUGGAGUGCUGGGCGCGAUCUCGUUUCGGGUCAACGAAGCGACACCUUUGGCUGAAGACGGCGCGCGGAUCGACAUCGAGUUCCCCGACGGAUUCACAUUUGACAGCAGCACUUUCGCUCUCGGACUUCCGGACAACAGCAUUGUGACUGCUGGCCCGAUUGUUUCCGCGGGCAUUCCACGGGAUAUGCCUGCACUGCCGCUCCCACAGCCACAGUCUGUGACACGCACAGGGUCUGUUGUGUCCAUCACGUUUUCGUCGUCCGCCGGCGGAUUCCCUGAUCUUUACGAGCGGUACGGUUUCUCACUCGAAGGUGUGACCCUGCCGCUCGAGCCUGGAAGAUACGAGUUGAAGUUCAAGUUCUUCAACAGCUCGUCAUCGAGCGGAGUUUCGCCCAGUUUCAGACCGGAUACUGUUGAUAGCGCCGCUGUCAAGAUCGACCCGCUCAACCCUCCCAGGGUUGACAAAAUCAACGGCAAACCUGCGUACAACGGUGCGUUUGCCGGCGGCGAGCGGAUCACCAUCACCGGUACCGACUUUGGCGUCUCGCAGGCCGACGUGGCCAACGUGACGAUUAAUGCUAUGCUCUGCAGCGAUGUGAACUGGAUUAGCUCAACGAUGCUCUCAUGCAUUGCACCGGCUGCGUCGAGCAUGGCUGACAUCGGUGUCGCAAUGGUUUUGAGGUCUUUACCCACUCGUCGGGCAUCGCGCCGCCAUUACCAUCCGGCGUCAGCUUCCAGUACAACUACCCGGCGGCGCACGUGACGGCCAUCAACGGCCAGUCGGCCAAUUUUGCGCUCGACUUUGACGGCGGUCAGGCGCUGACACUUACCGGCACCGACUUUGGUCUCAACCCGAGCGAUCUCGAGUCGAUUACUAUCGGGUCGAUGGUCUGCGAUAAGACGUAUGUGUCGUCGAGUUUGGUUACUUGCCUCACCACCUCGUUCACUCCUGCCGACUACUCUGCUGCACAGGCCGGGUCUCUCGAGGUUAACGUGCGGACCACGUCAUCCGGUGCUGACGGCACGAUGGCUGCGCCUCUUGCGCUUGCCUUGGUAACCAGGACGCCGACGGUGUCGCAGAUCAACGGCGCUGUGUCGGCGACGGGCUCGAUUCUCGGCGGUGAGUCGGUGACGCUGACCGGGACAGACCUUGGCUUUGGGCAGAGCGACGUGCUCGGCGUGUGGCUCGCACACCAGGCGUGCGCGUCGGCGGCAUGGGUCUCGUCGACCGAGGUGGUGUGCGUGACGCCUGCGGUGCCCGACGCGGUCCGCGGGCCGGCGGUGGUUCAGACCGCGUCGUCAGGUGGCGUCAACUCGACGUCGCCAUCAGUGGUAGAGUUUUUCUUCCGGCGCGAGGCGCAGUCACUGGAGGAGUCGAUCUCGUUUGCAGUUGGCGCGGCGUCGUCGCUUGCGCUCGCGUUCUACUGGCUCAUCGCGCUGGUUGCUGCCGUCGCUGCUUUUUCGCUCUACAAACGGUCCAAGAACAAGAAGAAGGCGCUCGAGUGGUCGCGGUUCCGGCAGGUUUCAUUCCUGGAAAAGCUCUUUACUGACCACUCUGUCCUGGGCAUUGCCUACUACGACGAGUCGCACCCGUUUACCCGCUUCUCGCGCAUCAUCACGCUUGUCCUGGAAGUGCUCGUCAACUUUCUCUCGGUCUUCCUAGUCACGGUCGUCGCGCCUGCAGUGUACGAGGACUCUGAGGCGUCGCGGCAGUUGCGCCGCGAGACCAACACGUCUGGCGACUGGCUGCUCUCACUCGCCAUGGGCACUACGCUCUCCAUCCUGGUCGGCAAGCCGCUACUGCAGCAUGUGCUGGAGACGUCGUCAAGCAACAUUGCAUCGGGCUCGCGCUGGUCGCACCGCGCCAUUGCCCAGGUUGCGGCCUCGUUCAUCGACCUGGUCCUCCUUGCCAUCAACAUCAUUCUUUGUAUCGAUCCUGGGCUGCUUCUCACGUCGCACCUUACGGUGGCGAUUGACACCUCGAACCUACUUGUUCGCUUUGUGGCGAACAUGUUGCUCUCGUGGGUCAUCACCGAGCCGCUCCUUGUCCUCCUCAAGAUGAAGGUCUGGCUGGACACAGUCAUCCGCACCAACAAGUACACCGUGUCCGAGCCCGACGCCAAGGCUUCGAACGUCGUCAAGAUGACCGCCUUCUUUACCGACCGUGCCGACUCUGACGAGUCGGACGGCCACGGUGUUGUCUCGGUUCCGCUGGCGACAGCAGCAGUAGCAGCCGACGGCUCGUCGUCGGCCCUUAAUGACCGCGAGAGGUCGUCCAAGCUUGGCAGUUUGUCGUCGUCGUCGUCUCUGGCUGGCUCUGGCUCGGGCAGCAGCCGUCGGCCGAUGCAGCCGCCUGGCGCGGCAUCACCGGCGUCGCGGGCUAUGUCCAGGUCGCACCACAAGCAGCGCAUGUCGUCGUCGCUCUCGUCUGAGGUUGUUGUCAUUGCCGACGACGCAACCAUCGGCGGCAGCGCGGCACCGACGCCGACGCGGACACGGAGCAAGCGGACGCGCCGGUCACGAUCGUCCGACAACCGCGGCGGCGACCGCUCGACCUCGCGGAAGGCCGCUGGCGGUCUACUCGACGCCCUGCCCGAGGUUGGCACCCGCCCGCUGCAGCGCAGCCGGUCCGGAAGCAAGGCCGAAGGGCUCAGAACUGCUGCGCUCAACGACUCACCGCUGCUCGCAGUCCAAGACUCGACUCCGAUCUCGAUCGAUGCUGUCGACAUUGCCGAUGCCCAGGCGGUACGCUCGCCGGUCUCACGCACUAAGGCUGCCAUGGCUCGCACCAACUCGCUGCCGUACAACUCGUCGUCGCGGACAAGAGCAGGACGGCUGGGAGGCGCUCCGUCCCGGCGCGCGUCGGACCGCGACAUCGGCCGUCGGCGCCGGACGACCUCUGGCAACCAGGAUGGCACCGCCGUGGCUGCGGCGCGCUCGCCUCUGACGCGCACCAAUUCACGUCAGACCGACGCCAUGCGCUCGCCACCGCGGCUCUCCAACGUCGACGACAUGUCGACCACCGCAGCAUCGCAGACCCAGUCGCCGUCGCGGCGCGGGUCAAGCCUCUCGUCGUCGGUCCCGGUUGGCGCGACCAGCUCGGUCUCGCCGGCUCGCACUGGCUCGAGUCGCGCACUCCGGGGCUCGCCGUCGCGGCGGGCUACCGCCAUCCCAGGCUCGGCGUCCAAGCCGGCCAUGUCGGUCAGCCGCCGCGACUCGCUCCGACCGUCAGCGUCGCAGCGGCGCGGCUCGUCGCCGCUGCUCCAGUCGCCUGCCGAGACACAGACAUGAGCCUCACUUUCCAUCGUAACACAAUUCUUUUACGCCUCAACCUUACUACGGCUCGGCUUCCACAUGUUGCAAAAUGGCCUUGGCGGCUUCGUGGAGCUCGACAACAUGGCGGACGUCGUGCGCACCGCCAGUGUCGGCACGGGUCACCAGCUUGCAGUAGCGUACCAUCCGGCCGAGAUGGCCCGAGUCGGUAAGCAGCUGGCCAAGUUCGGCCUGCGGCGCGUCCAGCAUGAGGAGGAAGAGCUUGAGGACCGAGGCCUCCACAAGGGUGGUGCCCGAUGUCUCCAGCCGGGUCAGCUCAGCUUCGAUGACCUUGUGCUUCCGCAGGAGGGCGACGAGCUGCUGGAACAUGAGCGGGACUGCCGAGGCCGAGGCGACCACAGUGCGAAUAAGACUGAUGGCCUCAGCACGGAACGGCAGUGUCCAGUUGAACCGCUCAAACGAGGUGCCCGCCACCAGCGCGCCCGAGAGCUGGAAGCAUGAGACAUUACCGAGGAGGCCAGUGAGGAUAAAGGUCAUGAUGCCCGA
This is a messenger RNA of Thecamonas trahens ATCC 50062, 4661 nucleotides long. RefSeq lists its product as uncharacterized. The coding region runs from base 1728 to 4133 and encodes 801 amino acids. The record is from RefSeq and is a predicted model, not a curated record. Lineage: Eukaryota; Apusomonadida; Apusomonadidae. The transcript is spliced from 2 exons.